Chrysemys picta bellii (western painted turtle) is the source of this 2242-nucleotide messenger RNA. Lineage: Eukaryota; Metazoa; Chordata; Testudines; Emydidae. The record is from RefSeq and is a predicted model, not a curated record.
GACGUGUGUGUGUCCCGUUGUGCCUGCCUGUCUGCCUGCACCCCAGGAAUGGGGGCCCCAGUAACCCCGGCCUGCCUGCUGCUCCUCCUGCACCUCACAGCUGGGACAUCUGCAGAGCCGCACUAUGUGGUGGUGAGCCCAGCCGUACUCUACCACCCGCACAUGGGGACGGUGUCAGUUCAUCUCAGCGACCUCAACGAGACCGUCCGGGUGAGCGUCCGGCUGGAGGGGGGGAUGGGCCCAGCGCUAUCACCCUGCUGGAGAGAGAGGUCCAGGAGCCCCGUCUGCACGAGAACGUGCGCUUCCAGGUUCCAGCCCCGUCUGGGGGGCAGCAGGAAGUGGCAGAGCUGCACGUCUCGAUCCGGGGAGAUGCCCUGCAGUUCUCUGAGUGGAAGAAAGUGCUGCUGCGGGCGCUGCAGCCCAGGACCUUUGUGCAGACGGACAAGGCCGUCUACAAGCCAGGACAGACAGUACCCGGAAGGCUACGGAGAAGGAUUUGAGCCCCCGGGCAUCGAUUCAGCCCCCGUCAGCAGCACGAGGCACUCGGGGGCUGCCAGGGACGAGUCGUGUGUGGGGGCAGCAGCUGAGCAGGGCGUGUCCGUUUGCCAGGAUCCCAACGGGAACCGCAUCGCCCAGUGGCGAGAUGUGACUCCGCAGCAGGGCAUCGUGGAUCUGUCCCUCCCACUGUCUGCAGAGCCGGCCCUGGGGACGUACGCCAUCGAGGCGCAGGGGACGAGGCACUCGUUCAGCGUGGAGGAAUACGUGCUGCCCAAGUUCAAAGUGACCCUGGAGCUGCCCCCCGUGGUGACGGUGCUGGAUGAGACGCUCCUGCUGCAGGUGUGCGGCCGAUACACCUAUGGGAAGCCCGUCCUGGGGAGGGUCCACGCCAGACUGUGUCGGGAAGAAAAACCAGCAGAUCCCUGUGACUAUCUUCAUGCCAAGCGAACCGGGGCUCUGUGCACGGAGCUUACUGGCCAGACUGAGAGCAACGGCUGCUUUUCCACAGAGGUGGGGACGGCUCCCUUCAACCUGACCCACUCUGGCUACAAGAUGAGCCUCCAGGCCAACGCGUCUCUCGUGGAGGAGGGGACAGGGGUGGAGCUCAGCGCGACCAAGAACUGUGACAUCGUGUCUGAAAUCGCUACGGUGACCUUUGAGGACACUGACGAGACCUACAAGACUGGAAUCCCCUACACUGGCAAGAUGCUCCUGAAGACAGCAGAUGGCUCUGCACUGAAGAAUGAGAAGCUGCAGCUCUUUGUUAGAUAUGGGAAUAAGAAUAAGAAGCAGACCUUCCUGACCGACGAGUCUGGCAGAGCCUCCUUUGAGCUGAACACCUCCGGCUGGACAGGGAGCGUCACUCUGAGGGGGCGCUUCAAGCAGGUGGAUGGCAGCUCUUUAAAUGGGAGAGUCUCUCCCAGUUACCAGGAUGCCCAUCGUCACCUGGAGCCCUUCUACUCCAAGAGCCAGAGUUUCCUGAAGAUCCGCUCGCUGGGAGGGGUGCUGCCCUGCGACCAGGCCCAGCAGCUCCAGGUGGAUUACGUCAUUGCUAGGGAGGCCCUGGGGAACGGGUCCAGGAGCCUGGAUUUCAUCUUCCUGGUCGUGGCCAAGGGAGCCAUCGCCAGGAUCCUCCACAAGGGGCUGGACCUCAGGGAGGGGGCUGGACUGAAGGGCUCCUUCUCUGUCGAGCUGCCCGUCGGCGCUGACCUGGUGCCCGCUGCCACGGUGCUGGGUUACACAGUGCUGCCCGAUGGCGAGAUGGCUGCCGACAGCGCCUGGCUGCACGUGGCCAAGUGCCUCCCGAACAAGGUGAAGCUGGCCUUCUCGCAGGACCGGGCCCUGCCGGGCUCAGAGCUCCAGCUGCGGGUGCAGGCUGCCCCCGGGUCCCUGUGCGCCAUCCGCGCCGUGGAUCAGAGCGUGCUGCUCAUGAAGCCCGAGGCCGAGCUCAGCGUCGACACGGUCUAUAACUUGCUCCUCAAUUUUUUCCGAGAAGACUAUUUCGGCCCAGUGCCAGUACUUCAGCCAUGUUCUCAUCCGUCCCUGGCUCUAGAUUUAGACUUCCGCGCCUUAAGUGUCACGUAUAUUGAGCUACCGCAGAGGCAGAGUAGAGGGACUAGCAGCUGGACUCCCCCUCGGCAUGACGCCUACAGCCUGUUUAAGGUAGGGUUGGACCUGGCCAGGCCUCACACUCCUCUGUAGCCUGAAAGGACUAAACUGGCUCCGAUGUGCCCAGAGCUGCUGG